CUCAGUACUGCCCAGGACAACAGAACAGGCCACAGAUCGCCAGGACAGCCCUGCCUCUCCACUGACCAGUGGCGCUGAGAUGGAGUACGAGCCCAAGAAAGCCAAAAAGGGCUUUGUGUCCCCAAUCAAGCGCCUGGUCUUCCCCAAAUCGGGGCGCAAGCAGAUGGACAAGGGCAGCCUGUACCGGCGCCCGCUGCACACUGUCCCACUGUACCCACCAGACUACCUCAUCCAUCCCGAGAGGCUGAUCUACGAUUACGUGGAGAAAGAGGUGAAGCUCUUAGGUCACCUGACCUGGGUGUCAUGCUCUCUGAACCCCUCCAGCCGGGAUGAGCUGCUGCAGCUCCUGGACACAGCCCGGACCCUGAAGCUCCUGCCUUUAAAGACGAGCCCAGAGCAGGACUGCAUCCUGAGCCUGUCCGCCCGCUGUCUGCUGCUCACCUGGAGGGACAACGAGAAACUGCUCCUGAGGAUCCCUACACACGAGAUCGCUGCCGCCUCCUACCUGCGGGAUGACGCACUGCAUCUCCUGGUGCUCAAAACAGGUCUGAAUGUGGACACGGUGCUGGCUGACGGCAGUUUGGAGAGGAAGCCCGGUGGCAUUGAGAGCAGGCGGCAGACAGUCAGCAACACUGACCCACGGCCAGCGGGGGGCACUAUGGAGCGCAGGCACACCAUCUGCGGGGUGGACUGGAAGCCCUCGUCCCGACACGAGCCCAAACAGGCUGGGGCCUCGGGCGGGGCCCAGGCCGCAGUGCAGGCAGGGGCAGGAGCAGGGGCAGGGGCAGGGACCGGCAGCGGAGGUAGCCUGGAAAGGAAGAGGGUGAGCGGGAGCUGGGAGCGGCGGCAGACCCGGAAGGCUGGCGGGAGCUGGGAGAAGAGGCCCGUCAGCGGGAGCUGGGACCGGAGGCCUGUGGGGGGCAGUUGGGAGAAAAGACAUACGGGGAAGCCCGGGGGCAGCUGGGAGCGGAAGCAGACCCAGGGUGGGAGCUGGGAGCGCAGGCAGGCCUGCACGGGCAGCUGGGAGAGGGGCAAGUCCUACGGCAGCUGGGAGCGGCGCAACCACAACCCCCUGGAGCCCACACCCUGUCCCGACGCCUACUGCAACCUGGUGAUCCUGGCUGUGGAGAGCAGAGAUGCUGCUGAAGAGUACUGCGCCCUGAUUUGUCAGAUGUUCCAGAUUAUAUACGGCCACCAGACCAUCGAGUGCGUGGACCGGGCAGGCUACCACUACACCACCUCUGACCGCUAUUGGCUUCAGAGAAGUGACAGCUGUCUGACAGAUAUGACAUAUGGCUAUGAAGCAGACUUCAGCUGCUGUAGCUCUUACGACGGCUCCCAGGAGACCUUUGACCCCUACUACAGUGAGAACUACAGCGAGGGCUCGUCCCUGUCCCCCCACGACUCGCACCGCAGCCUGGCCUCCCUGCACAGCGACAGCGACCCCAGCACCAUGGGCCUGCAGCUCAUGCAGGAGUACAUGAUCACGCUGAGGAGCAAACUGAGUCCCCAGGAGAUCCAGCAGUUCGCCCUGCUGCUGAGGGAGUACCGUCUGGGCUCCCACAUCGAGGAGUUCUGCGCCGACCUGCUCCAGCUCUACGGGGACACUAGAAAGUUCCUGCUUGUGGGCAUGAGGCCGUUCAUCCCAGACAAAGACGUGGGCGUCUUCGAGAGUUUCCUGGAGGGCAUCGGCAUCCGGGAGGGAGGCAUCCUGACGGACAGCUUUGGCCGGAUCAAGCGGAGCAUGAGCAGUACCUCGGCCACCGCAGUGCGGGGCUAUGACAGCUGGUCUUUACCCUCCGGCUCCCAGGACUUCAACAGGAUGAUCACCAACAUCACGCAUGAUAUUGAAGCACUGGGCUUUGAGGAGGGGGAUGGGGACAUAGAGGAGGAAGACUACUACCUCUAAGUGGGACCAAGCCAGUGGACGCACUGAAACACUGGAAAUAUGUGAUUUCCUUUUCAGGGACUCAUUCCAUUGCACUAAAGCGUAUUCAAUAGUGCAUUUGACACACUACUGUGUCACAUUAGCAUUGUGGUUGCGCAUUGUGUAUUUGAUUUUUAGAUUUUAGAUUUUUUAAAAGGGGCACUGCAUUUUCUACUCAGAUCAAAAUACUGUAAACUGAAACUAUAGAAAUCUAUAACUGCUCCUCGAGAUUUUAGGGGACAACUAAAUUCAGCAUAUGAAUACAGGUUUGGCUCAGGUUCUGAUAAAUACUCAGAAUUUUCCACUGUAUAAAAUAUGCCUAAAUUAAAUAACAAUGUGUCUUGCUUCUUGGCUCACUGGUAAAACUACAGCAUAUAAGAGAGUAUAUGAUGACUUCAGUCUAUUAAUAUUCAUGAUAAACAGGGUUCAGCCGGAAUUUGCACCACCUCAUUUGCAUACAUUCACAUCUGAUUGCAAUGCUGUGUGUGGAUACCAAGCAACCUACCU
This is a messenger RNA of Conger conger (European conger), 2434 nucleotides long. It is a transcript of the gene ccm2l, whose product is annotated as CCM2 like scaffold protein. Lineage: Eukaryota; Metazoa; Chordata; Actinopteri; Anguilliformes; Congridae. The transcript is spliced from 10 exons. Gene Ontology annotation, biological process: heart morphogenesis. The coding region runs from base 80 to 1909 and encodes 609 amino acids. The record is from RefSeq and is a predicted model, not a curated record.